This is a messenger RNA of Homalodisca vitripennis (glassy-winged sharpshooter), 1260 nucleotides long. RefSeq names its product serine/threonine-protein kinase PLK1-like. The record is from RefSeq and is a predicted model, not a curated record. Gene Ontology annotation, molecular function: ATP binding; protein serine/threonine kinase activity; protein binding. The transcript has a single exon. The coding region runs from base 1 to 1260 and encodes 419 amino acids. Gene Ontology annotation, biological process: protein phosphorylation; regulation of cytokinesis; mitotic cell cycle. NCBI's taxonomy places the organism in Eukaryota, Metazoa, Arthropoda, Insecta, Hemiptera, Cicadellidae. Gene Ontology annotation, cellular component: cytoplasm; nucleus; spindle pole.
AUGAUACAAGUAGUUUCUGCAGUGGAAUACCUGCACAGUAACAAAAUAGUGCACAGAGAUCUAAAACUGGGGAAUCUGUUUGUGGAUAAGCAGUUUGCAGUGAAGUUGGGUGACUUCGGUUUGGCCAUAGCGAUAGAGUACGAGGGUCAGAAACGCUUUUCUCGAUGUGGAACUCCAAACUAUAUUGCUCCUGAAGUGAUUAACGGAAUAGGAUACAGUUACGAGGUGGACGUGUGGGCUCUGGGCUGCAUAUUACACACGAUGCUGGAGGGCACACCACCAUUCCAGGGGCCGAACACUACUACCACCUACAACAACAUAAUCAGGUGCCAAUAUCGUCCAUCUUCCCGCAUUAAUUACUCUGCACAGACGCUCAUUAUGAGUAGCCUUCAGGUGAAUCCUAAGUUGAGACCUACUAUUUACGAGAUGAAAAACUUUGAAUUUCUAAUUUCAAGAGAUAUUUCCCCGAAACCUCCACAGUUUGAUUUUGGAAAUGCUAGAAGAAUGUCAACAAUUCGAAAAGGUAGAGUUGCGACUGCAGCAAUACCCACGAAUCCAUUCGAUCCAAAUCAACUUGAUUCCAAGGAAUUUCCUAAAAGUUGUUUUUUCAAAAUUGCAAAGUGCCUGGUAAAUAUCAAGAAAUGGCCGGAAUCAGACUUUGGCGAGUUUUUGUCCGAGGCUUCAUCACUGAAACCGUUAGAUUGGGUGAACUCUUGGAUGGAUUUUUCUAACUCUUACGGUUUCGCUUACACCUUGAGCAGUUCAGACUACGGCAUCAUAUUCAACGACGAGACGAGAAUGCUUCUUCAGAACAAAGAACAGUACGUUCACUACGUCCAUUCCGACGGUUCCGAUAUUAUUUGCCAGAAGAGUAGCAUUCCUGCUGCCUUGAGCAAGAAGUUAAAAAUCUUGAUACACUGUGGGAAAUACAUGAAAGAAUCUCUAAUUCAAGCACACGAAGGGAAUCCACCUGACUUGGCGGCAGAUGAAGACAAGCCUAUAGUGGAGGUGUUCAAGUGGACAAAAGGAGAGGCGGAGAUGGUAAUGAUGCUGACAAAUGGGAGUAUCCAGGUUAACUUCUCCAGCGACCACACCAAACUGAUAUUGUGCGGCAGUACCAAAACUGUAACCGUCAUAGAGAGCGCCAAUUACAUGAAAACACUAAAGUUGGACAACCUUCAAAACUGUGGCGCUGGUGUUCAGUUAAAACAGAAGUUGUCUGUUAUUUUAAAAUACGUCACCAGCUUCCUGUCUGAAUAA